Molecule: messenger RNA, 3154 nt
Organism: Cinara cedri
Lineage: Eukaryota; Metazoa; Arthropoda; Insecta; Hemiptera; Aphididae
Source: the annotation of a GenBank genome assembly
AUGACAGACAAGACAAAGCAAGAACUAGCUGAUCUGCAAGCACAAAUUAAUUAUCAUGAUGUACUGUAUCACCAGAAAAACAAGCCGGAAAUCACUGAUGCUGAAUACGAUGAAUUAAAGAAAAAAGUAGCUAAAACAAUAACAGGGUUUGAAGAUAGCGUUGGUGCCGAACCAGAUGAGAGGUUUGCUAAAGUAGAGCAUAUAGAACCUAUGCUUUCCAUUGACAAUGCUCAUGAUGAGCAAGGUGUAGAGAAAUUUUUAUCCAAGGUAAAAAGAUUUUUAAAUAUAGAUAGAGUAGAAACAAUAUGUGAGCCUAAGAUAGAUGGUCUAUCCUUUUCUGCAAUUUAUGACAAUGGAGUAUUUGUUAGAGCUGCAACUCGUGGUGAUGGUCAUGUAGGAGAGGAUGUAACCCAUAAUGUUGCAACUAUGCAGGACUUUCCUAAAUUUUUACAUAGCGCGGAAGGUAGGUUGGAAAUAAGAGGUGAAGUAUAUAUUACUAACAAAGAUUUUGUAAAGCUAAAUGUAAAAAAUACAUUUGCCAACCCACGUAAUGCAGCUGCAGGUUCUCUAAAGCAACUUGAUGCAAAUAUUACAGCUAGCAGGCCACUAAAAUAUUUUGCUUACUCUUUAAUAGGUGGAGCAUCAAAGAACCAGCACGAAGUAUUAAGUACUUUAAAAACACUUGGUUUUUGUGUAAAUGAAAAUCAACUUAUCACAAGUACUUUAGAGGAGANAUUGGUCCCGAUUAAUGUUGGUGGGGUGUUGGUGAGCAGAGCAAGCCUCCACAACCAAGAUGAAAUUAAGCGCAAAGAUAUCAGAGAAGGUGAUAUUGUCACCGUAAAACGUGCAGGGGAUGUAAUUCCCCAGAUAGAAGAGGUAGAUAAGAGUAUUCGCUCUGCAAAUGCACCUGAAUUUAUAUUCCCUGAAGCUUGUCCUGAAUGCGGGAGUAAAGUGCAGCGGCUAGAAGGACAAUCUGUGACACGAUGUUCUGGAGAGUUUAUAUGUAAAGCUCAAAUCAUAGGAAAGUUGAAACAUUUUGUAUCAAAAGAUGCAUUUGAUAUUGAUGGCUUUGGAGAAAGGCAAAUAGAGUUUUUCUAUAAAUGCGGUCUCAUAGGACAAAUUUACGAUAUUUUUACUCUGGAAGAAAAACUGAACAAGUUUGACAUAAAAGAAGAAAAAGGCUGGGGUGAGAAAUCAAUAGUUAAUUUUUUGACUUCUAUACGAAAUAGAAGAGUAGUAACCUUAGGUAGAUUUAUAUUUUCUUUAGGUAUCAGGUCCAUUGGCCAAGUUAUAGCAGAAUUGCUUGCAAAUUACUAUAUCUCGUAUAAAAAUUGGUACUUAUCUAUGAUGAAAUUGUCCUCAGAUGAAGAAGCUUUUUCUGAACUACUAGACAUAGAUAGCGUAGGAAAAGGGGUAGCAAGAUGCUUAGAGUUAUUCUUUUCCGAAAAACGUAAUACUGAAGUAUUAAAUAACCUUACUCCCCAUCUAACAAUUCUUUCUGUUGAUGUAAAUAAUAGUAACUCCAUCUUUAGUAAUAAAGUUAUAGCGUUUACUGGCACACUGACUAUGAGUAGAAAUGAAGCUAAAGCUAGAGCUAAAACCCUAGGAGCAAUAGUAAGCUCCAGCCUUUCCACUAAAACAGACUAUCUGGUUGUAGGGGAAAAUUCAGGAUCAAAAUACCAAAAAGCGCAGGAAUUGGGUGUGGAAAUUUUAAACGCGGAACAAUGGUACAAUCUGACACGUGUUUGAGUUGCUUUUUCAUAAAUUAAGUGGUAUAAUUUAUGUAAGUAGUAAAGGAGGAAUUAUGGGAGAAUAUUCUAUAGUUGAUUUAAUUGAAAAAUUGCAAGAAAAGUCAGACUAUGAAGGUAUCAUAGAAUUUUUGCAGAAAAAUGCUAAUUCAAUAUAUGAUAAUGGUGAAACUCCGUUGUAUUUUGCAAUGGGAGAUAAACCUUUGUGGUCUAGGUUAUCACCAGAAGAUAAGAAAUUACUCAUUGAAAAAUCAGAUGUUAAAUACAUCUAUAAUGGUCCAUCUGACAAAACAAAGCAAAAGGUAAGAAUAGAUAACUAUUUGCAUAUGGCUGCUAGAGCACAAGAUGAAGAUACUUUCGUAUCUAUUUGGAGGAAAAAUAUUGCUCUUGUAAUAAAGCGUAAUAGUGAUGGAAAUAAUCCGCUUCAUGAAGCAGCUACGAGUGGAAUUUUGUUGCCUACUAUAAGUAAAAUUCUCUCAGAAGAUCAAAAUAAAAUUAAAAAAGCAGAAGAAUUUCGAGACUUUCAAGCAUUAAAGAGCCUAAAAGAGAGUCUAGGGAAAAACUUAAAGUGUAUUAAGUAUGCAUUGCAGAGUAAAGAGUGUGCUUUGAAUGAUGAAGGAAAAACUCCUCUUUUUUAUUUAGAUCCAUUUCAAAAAAAGAAAAUUAAAGAAAUUGCAGGCAUAAAAGACAGUUUUAUAUGUAAUAAAAAACUACAUGCAAGUUUAUAUGUAGUAGGUGCCAUAAUCUGCGUUACUGCGUUAUGCUUAUCUUUAUACUUUCUAUUUCUAACUAAUGCAACUUUUGCAUUGAGUUCAAUCGCUUCAAUGUCUGUUGGUGGAACUGCAUUUUUAUCCCUAAGAGCAUGCAAUGAGGUCUUUAAAUUGUCUGAAGAGGGUGCAUUAAAUAAUGCUAUCACCACCAAUUAUACAACACAAGAAAUGGAAGUUUGCUAAAAUGACUAUAGGCUCCAAUGCAUGAAUGAACUUUUUAAAGGCCAUUGUCACCGGAAUGUUAGAAAACAAUAUAAUAAGAUCUUAAUAGCAAACAGAGGUGAAAUUGCCUGCAGGAUCAUAAGAACUGCUCAUAGAAUGGGUAUAUCUUGUGUUUGUAUAUACUCAGAUGCAGAUAUAAAUUCUGAGCAUGUUAUGCAAGCGGAUGAAUCAAGAUAUAUAGGUCCUUCACCUUCUUAUUUAAGUUAUUUAAAUAUCCAGAAAAUAUGUGAAGUUGCAGUCGAAACGAACGUGCAAGCAGUGCACCCGGGUUAUGGGUUUUUAGCAGAAAAUCCGGAUUUUCCACGCGCUCUUCAAAAAUACAACAUAGCCUUUAUUGGCCCAAGUGCAAAAACAAUAGAAGUCGCAUCUAAUAAAAUCACAGCUAAAGACGCUGCAAGAAAAGCUGGAGUCAAU